AUGGUUGUGAAAAAAAUCAACGAGGAAGUUAAUGAUUCAGAUGAAAUCGUGGAUGAAAAACCAAUGCAGACUGGAAUUCGAGGAUCAACUAGAAUUGGAAAGAAGGGUCCUUGCCGGAUUCCGACAUUCGGCUCGAGGAUACCCCAGAUCCAGCCCCUGCCGGGCGCCGCUGUCAGCAGCGAAAUAACCACCAAGCAUCUAGGCAGGCGCGUGCGCGCAGGCGAAAAGGAAGGCAUCCUCCGCUUCGUCGGUAACGUAAACUUCGCGAAAGGUUCGUGGUGCGGCAUCGAACUAAACGCCCCGAUCGGUAAAAACGAUGGCAGCGUCAAUGGAGUUCGCUACUUCGCCUGUUCGAACCGCCGCGGGUUGAUGGCGCCACUGUCCAAAGUCGCGCUAGUCGACGGUAGCUGCGAUAGCUUGAGCGACAACAGCUCAGGACCGUACUCCAUGCUCUUCAUCCAACCCAAGGUUGGCAAGACUGAAUACGCGCUCGCUAGGGCUGCCAGCCAGGAGGCGUUGUCUAACGAAACUUUCUGCAAGAGGGCGGCGGAAGCCACCUUCGCGAUAGCCAGAGAUAGGACCUUCGACUCGAAGGGGAACACCAACAACACCGUCGUGGUGAACAAGGACUUCGGCAAUCAGACCGUCAUCAAAUCCAGAGCUGAAGAUAACAGAUCUAAAUUCUCGGAGGCCAGUAAAAAGCGAACAAACCAAACAUUCGAUAUCCCCAACCCGGCUGACACAACCAUAACUAAGGAAGAUGAACAAAGCGGCAUCGCUGUCGACCUGACGUUUUCGCCCAUCAAAGGCUCCUGCGAGAAUCUUUGCAGCGGGGAGGUGAAAAGGCGAAAAACCUCCAGCUCGGCUACCGAAACCGCCCCAAGUAAACCUUCCUCGUUACCGCAGCUACAGAGCGUCCUGGCCGCAACCCCUUUGGAGCUCAAGAAGUUCACGUUUUCCACUCCCGUGCAGUCCGAGUUCAAGGAGCCGUUCAUAGUGAAGCAGCGCAUAAUCGACAUACAAGCGAACGAUGAGAGUAGUAAGCGCGACUCGCUCGAGUUUGACGAAUCGCUUGGGAUCCUUACACCUGAUCAGAUGAUGAACAGCAUCCAGUUUCUAGGAACUCAGACACGAUCGCCCAGUCUAGAGUACGACGUGAACCUAUCCGAUUGCUUCAAAAACGCUGUGAAGUCGGAGUUAUCAAGCCCUAGAGUGGAAAGUUUAGAACUGGACGAGGAGCGAGUCAAAAUCGAACCUAAAGUGGAAGCCGUAAUUGAAGAGGAAGUGUCCAACCCAUUGAAUAAAACGGGCGAGUUCACUCCACCGAAUCUGGGUUUCAAAACUCCUGGCAUAGACAACUUUCCAGUCAAAGAGCUGAAGGACGAGGUGCUAAGCCCAAUCCUCACCGACUACAGCCUGGGCAUCAUAGACGAGCAGAUCUUCUCGAACCGAACGGACACAACUAUGAACAUGGAGCUUCCUCUGGACUCUGUGGGGCGAACGGUACUUACUCGCUUGGAUCAAACUCCCUCUCCAGAGGAAUUACCCCUGGAUCCCAUGCCGGCGGUUGAAAGCGAGCCUAAAACGGAACCGAGCAAGUCGAAGACAUCCAACAGCUUCGUAACGAGCAUUACUAGUAUCACCAGUUUGGAUACCGGGUAUCAGGGCGAUGGUGAGAUGUCCAGGCCGGCCAGUAGGUGCGCUGAUAACUCUCCUCUGACCAGGAGGCCUCUGCCGAGGCCGCAAGCUCGGAGGCCUGAUCCUAUGACGGAUUCAGACUUCUACACAGAGAGUGACGCUGAUAACCACGAGGAGAAUCACUUGAAGGGAGACCGACGCGCGCAGGUUAUUGAUGGGACCCUAUACGGAGUUGAUCCGCAAGCAGCUGCUGAUAUCUACAUGAACAACAGGGAGAAUAUGGAUUCUAGCGGGAUAUUCACAGACAUAGAGAGCAACCUCAGGAACGAGGAGGCUUUGGAGGCUCCUGAUGCCUCUCCCUCAGACACGAGCACGAAGACUAUCUCGGAGAACAGCCAGGACAACCUGCAAGAGGUCCUGGACAAGACCAUCGAGAACAAGGAGCUGGACAAGGCGAAGGAGAAUCCGAAGAAGCGUAACGCUCCUAGCUCUGGAAUACUGAGCCCUUCGAGUUUAUCCUCCCCCAGACAUCUGAAGGAAGAGAACGUCGCGAAGAAGUACAAAAUGCCGAAGAGGGACGUGGCUUCCAAAGUGAAAGCUAUGCUCGAGCCCAGUAGAGUCCCGACUACCGACAAGAAGCCCAGUAAGAAGCCUGCUGGCAGGUGGGAUGCUGUUAUGAAUAAGAUAAGCAAAAGCGAUCAAAGUAAGGCGAAUUUGAAAGAAGUCAAGUCGAAAGUAUUUAGUGAAGUGAACGUGAACACGGGUGUUGGACAGAGACAGGAUACUUCCAGGAAGCCUAUCAACAGAAGCAUCGGAAGUCAGAAGAGUCCAAAUAAUAAGAUCUGCACCACUCCAGUAAAAAGGCCUGGUUCUGCUCAGAGUUUGCCAUCAUCUGAGAAACGGAGAAUUCGUAACCGUCCCAACGGUGGAAGUACCCCAAAAAGCGUUGGAACACGAAAUAUGGAAAGCAGCAUUCACAGCUCGUUGAGUGAUUUAAGUGCUGCAACUUUACCACCUUCCAAUAAAACACCGGGUUCUGCAAAAAAACGUGCAGAUGUGGUUCAAGUAACACAAGUGUUGACUGCCAAUAAACUAUCUCCAAGAAAUCGGCAACAACACCAAACGGCUGCCGAAAAUAAGAAAAAUGCUACACUCCACGCAUCGCCGUCAUCCGAACCGAAAGUCAGAAGAACAAUCUUCUCGCCGAAAGAGAAAAAGCAAACGACCACCGUCAAAGAGUGCGGUAGAGGUACAGUGAAGGGGGGUCGUACGUCACCCUCCGUCCGACCCCCUGCGCAAACCAGGGUAUCCGUCAAACAACCCCCAGUAGCCGAGGCACUUGCCGUCCUUGUUCAACACCUCGUAUUCAACUUGAACGCCUUUGAGGUUCCCGGCCUCAGGCGACAAAUAGAGACAUACCGUUCAACUAUCGAAAAAGUACGAUUGUCUCACCGACAGCUAGAAGAGAAGCUGAUGCAAGAAAAAAUCCAACAGACGGUAGCCAUCGAAGAAGAGCGAGCGAGGUGGCAGAAAGACAUCACCGAGUUGAUCGAAAAACACGACAAUCGAAUUGCCGAACUAAACAAGGAAUACGUCUCCUUAGAACAACGUUUGCACGCUGAAAAAAACAACGCCCACCAGAACCUGUGCAAAGAGCACGAGGAACAACUGACCACCUUCAGAAGGGAGUUUGAAAAGCUACAAAGUACCCAUGAAGAAUCCUUGGAAAUCCUGCGUGAGGAGAACGAGGCGAUACGGGAACAGAUCGACGAGAAGAGAAUACAGAUCGCCAAGGUCAAUGAGGAGAGUAGGAAGCUCAAAGAGGACUACGAGAGUAGGGAGAUUGCUCUUAAAGAGCACAAUCACAAGCUGGUCAACAAAUUGAAGGGAGAGUUCGAGGACCGGUUGAAGUGUUUGGUUGAUGAGAAUAACAGGUUGAGGGAGGAAAACGAUAGGCUGCUGGGCUACGGAGAUGACAGAGGAAUUGGGGUGCAGGAAGUUCAGUCAUUGAGGGCGGUCUUGGAAUUGAAACAAAACGAGGUGGCGGAACUUCGAAAACUGCUGGCAGAAGAAACACAUAAAGCCGAAAUUCUAGCAGGAGCAGAUGAAAGAGCGAGGAUUUUGAAAUCAAGAUGUGAAGAUUUAAACCUACAACUGCAAAGAAAAGCGGAAUUUGAAAAAACACUGUUACAAGAAAACCAGAGGCUACAAGAAAACUUCAAAGAAGAAACCAACCAGAAGAGACGUCUCUCGCAGCACAAUGAAGAGCUCCAAUGGAAGCUAAAACAGAACAAGGAAGUGAUCAACAAAGUUUUAGAGCAAGCCGAAGAGUCUGCCUUCAACCGGUCAUUGCUCAGUUCGAGUUUCAACGAGAGACACUUCACGAAGCCGUUUCUGGAGCGGUCCUUUUCACACAGAGAACGAACCCCUUCGAACAGAUCCAAUGCUAGUUUGGAGGAGUCAAUCAGGUCGAGGAAGUCGAAGACAUCGCAAGAGCUCGACUUGGAUGAUCUGUCGCCGCCAACGUCUCCUAAAGUCAAAGGUGUUGUAGAAAAAUCCGAUUCGGUCAGUUACGUUUUGGAAAUGGAAGAGAGUCCUGAAGUGGUGGCGAACAGAAUCGUUAGGAGAAGCUUCAGGAACACUACACCUCCAAAGAACACCCCGACGAAAUCCCAUUCUAAACGCCCUCGCAGCAGAAACCCGCUGAGCCAGAGCGCAUCCUCUAGCGCCAUUAUCUCGAACAAUAGAAACGACUACGACAGGCCGCGAUCGGCCGCCUCCCGAAACGGCGACUACGACAACGACAACGUCUUCCCAUGGUCGAGCUCUCCCAAGUACGACGAACACCAGGACGAGAGCUACGAGUCCUCCAACUCGAGCAUGAAGCUCGAAGACGAACACCUGGACUUAGAUGAGGACAACGAGGUGGACAUCGAGUUGCCGGCGCUGCCCAGCGAGCUGAACCGGAGAAACGGGGGGGCGCGGGCGUUGCCCAGUCCCAAACAUCUAGCCGGGGAGGCGAUGGUGUCAGAGAGCAACUCCGAAGACGAGAGCACAAGCUCUUCCCAGUUGUGAGACGAACUGUAUUUUUAAAUGAGUCCCUAGGCGGGAGGUGGUUUUUGGGGGAUAUCUGGGUUGGGGAACGGGUAUCAGGGCUGUUUUUCAGCCCGGUAUGAGUUUUUUUGGAAUCUUAUUGGGUAGAGAGGUUUUUGAAUCUUGUACAUACGAGUCGUAGCAGAAGAAAGUUUUCCCAUUUAUACCAUUCAAUAAAAUUUUCUGUGAAUGAAAUCCUCAACAUGGACGUUUCAGUUUCUCUACGUUGGAAAAUCGUGUUUUAAAAUUGAGUGAUUUUUCGAGUAGAUCAAAGAGCUUUUCCUCAGUAGUAGGUUUUGUCACAUUUCAUAAAAUAUAUAUUCGAAACAUUCCAGGCAUCCUGAUAAAAAAAGAACUGCAAAAACAUGAAACAUAAAACCCACAAUACUCCAACUUACUGUCGGACACAGUCCUCAGUUCUACAAAACACCAACAACCAAUAAGACCCUGACUCGCAGUUCUCAAUUAUCAAACUCACAAAAUCCUUACUGAUAAUUGUCAAACCAAAAAACUCGCACAUACAUACACACAGUUCUCUAUCUAAUAAUCCUUAACAAUAAGCCACAAUAACCUUCCCAUAUUCCCAACUCCUAAACUUACAAAUUUCAAGCCCACAAACUAAAUAAAUCCUUACUCACAUUUCACAUAAUUGAAGCCCAUAAUACCUUCGGUAAUAAUGUGUUAAACCAGAAAAUCCAGAUCCUCAAUAAUACCCUUCACAAAUUAACCAACCUUAAAACACAUUAUUCACAAUACCCUAACUAACAGUCUUCAAACACAUAAUCUAAAAACCUCAAAUUGAGUAAACUUCAACCCAAAAUAUCCCAAAAACAAAAUUGCCAAACCUACCAUACCCUAACUCAUAGUCCCAUAAUAAUCUCAACCCCAAACCUACAAUCCAAGAAGUUGUAAAAGCCCAUCAAAUUCAGCAAACUUCAACCCAAAAUACCCCAAAAACAAAAUUGCCAAACCUACCAUAUCCUAACUCAGUCCCAAACCUACAAUCCAAGAAGUUGUAAAAACCCAGACUUAGAAUUAUGUUGUUGUGAGAGGUUUUCAGGUGGAAAAUAUAAAAGAGUUUUGAAAUGUUCCUACAAGGUAAUGGAUUUUUAGUUUGAUUAGAGCAAUUAAUUAGGAAGUAAUUAAAGAACGUUUCAUUACUAGGUAAUAGAGUUGAAAAAUCGUAUUCCUCUCACUACUACCGAUAUAUACCAAGUGGAAAAAAUAUUCUACCUGAUAUAAUUCUCGAAAAAAUCACUUUCGUGGGAGCUCGUGACUUGACUUUCAGCCUUUUUUUUGUUCCUUGGAAGGGCAUUCGUUUCUUAAUUUUUUUUGGGAUCUGUGAGCGUUUGAUCAACGUGUAAUUCUUUAGUUAAUCUAAAUCUCCGGUCACUAGCAUCCCAAGUUUGGUUACAAAAAAUCAUUCUUUCUACUUCUACCUUCGAUAUCGAACGAAAACCACUUCAACCCAGGACUCUUGUGGAUAUGUAUAAAUUGGUAAUUCAUAAAGUUUUAUUUAGAUAACCGACAAUUUUUUUUAGAUGUUUACUUUUUCACGUUUUUAUAAUGAUAAGGUAGUGUUACUCGAACUUUUGGUGAAUGUUUUGCUACAGAGUUUCGCCUGCAUUUUGAGUAAAUGGACUUUUUUUGAAUUUUGUUGCUUCUACGAUGGUCACGCUUGUUGGUACAGAAUGUUUUGUUUGACAGAGAAGGCCAAAAAUAAUAAGAUGUCCCUGUGGGAUUAGUUUUUGUGUAGUGUAUUUAUAUGGAGGAUACAUUUUUGCAGGUUAUCUUCUAUACAAGAAUCGUACAUUACAACUGCCAAAGUAUUUCUUGUUUGUGGCUUUUCAAAUCAAGUCACUUGAAGCUAUUAUUCUAGUCUUUAGACUGUUCACCGAAUAGAUGGAGUUGCAGAAGAGCACGAUCUACGUCAGAUUUUCCAUGUUUCAGUUUCACAGAAAUCUCAACUCUAAUUUUGUAAACAUGCAUAUACAUGGUCACUCUAUCUGUUCGGCAAACGGACUAUAAUAAUAUUAAAUUGCAUGGAGAAGAUUUCCACUGGUUCACAGAAUGUCAUAUAUUUCUUUCGUCAUUAUUGGAACUGAUAUAAAAGGAAAAUUUCACUUUACGAUGAUUUCUAAAGUUUCAACUUCCAAAUACUGCUCAGCUUGCUUGAGCUCAAAGAACCUGACUUUGAUUUUUGUCAAAUUCUCUAGACUGUGACAUCAUAUCACCUAUUAAUUUUUCUAUCCUUGUUCGCCAUCUUCAGUGUUUAACAAUGAAUUGUUUGAUCUACUGGCUACUCUACUGCUCUAUACUCUGUAAAGUUAUGAAUUAACUGCUGAAACAUUCUCAAUUCCCAGUAUAAUUCUUAGAUUUGAGGGUGAGCUAUAGAGAGUGUAAUUUUUUAUUGUGAAUUUUAAAUAUUAAUAAGAAAGAUAAUAGGUCGAUUACAGAGCCUUGGGGAAUUCCUCUUCCGGUAAUCAUAUAUUUGCUUUCAUAUCCCCCGAUGAGUCCUCAUAACACUAUUCUCAAGAUCAUUCUCAAAUAUGCGUCCUACUUUUCCUCUGAGCCAUAAUUUUUUAAGUGAGAUAUUUGAAGAGUAUUUCUCAUUUCAAAACAAAUUAUUGAAGUUUCAGUGACGUAAAUCAACUAAAACUACACAUAACAAUAUUGUAUGAGUGAAAUUUGUUAUAUGGAGGGUUGAAUUGGUUUAAACCUCGACCUUUUCCUAAUUUUCCCCCCUUUUUGCAUCAAUCUCAUUCAAUAAUAGAUUCAACAGUGGGUCAUGUAAUUUCAAUUACUAUUUCGCUAAAUUCAUAACCUUAAAAUUACAGGCAUUGUAAUUUUAACACCUACUCUACAGAUACAGAUACAGGCAUUAAAAAAAUAUAAGUUUCUUGGGUUUUGCUGUCCAACCUGUUUCUAUUGUCUUGUGCUGCCCCCCUAAUGAUAGUUCUAAAUUUGAACAAGAGAUGUCAGCACCUGAGUAUAAACACGAAUGUGAAAUUUAUGCCUGCUGUUCUCAACUUCAAAUGAAGUAAACAAGAAGUUCCCGAAACAAAAUCUGAUAACUACAUUCAUCAUAAUUGAUGGAAGCAGGUUGACCAAAGUAACUCACGGAAAGUUCAUACUUUCUUAUCCAACGAUUUGUGAAUUAUGAGCCCAGAUUAGAUAAUCCAAAGAAAACUUUUUCUUCGUCAAAACAAAACACUGUCUUUCGUCGCGCAUUGCAGUGAUUUGUUCAGUCACGUCAGAGAUUCCAAUUGUACCUAUCAAAUAGAGAAGUUGAAAUAAAAUUCUCAAUGAAAAACCAGGUAGGCAGUCUUGGAAAAACUCUUGCAUUAAAGCUCAGCGUAAUAAUCACAUGACUGAAAGCGGAUGACAUAUGACAAAUGAAGGUUAUGGAAUACUGUUAGUGACAGUUGAAGUGUUGCUUAAUAACAGUCGAAGGUGCCAGUUGCAAAGAUCAUUUGUUUACAGAUUUACACUCUAGCUGAGAUAUCAAAGUAUGUUGGAAAUUAUAUUCUGCUUCGUAUUUGUCUCAGUUUGGUUUGUUGGUAUGUUGUUGAAUGACAAGACUUUUGGAGCCCCUUGUAUUGAUAUAGUUCACAAACUCUUUUGCAGAAUAAUAAUACUGACUUAUUAAAAACUGAAGAUGGUUGAAAACGACUGAUAAAUCAGAAUAAUCGGAAUAGAAAAAAAAAUUUCAACUUUGUAAUAUAUCCGAACUACUGGAAAUCUUCUCCGAUGUUUGAAGUCCCCUAAUUUGCUGUAUGAAAAAAUUUAGUAGAUUUUACAGACCUGCUAUGAAGUUGCCCGCGGUAACAAAAGAUAUAUACAGUUCUGAACAAAAAACUGCACUUCUAAGACACUUAGUUUUAGUCUUUAACAAAAAUAUUAUAGCCACAAUUAUUUUUUUAUUGUGUUUCCACUGCCCUUGUGUCGAAUGGAACUGCUCGAGUGGCCAAAAUAAUUCAGCACGAUAGGGAAGCAUAGAAGGAUAGAAGGACCACCAACUCCUUUAAAAUGUCUAUAUCCAUUUUGUGUAGGAAUUCACUGAUGUAUGAACCAACGAAACACCUUGACGUAAUUGCAGAAUACACUAGAUAUCAGAUUUAGCUUCAGUCUGAUCUUAGGUUAGGUUUAACCUAACAUUUUAGGUAUAACCUAAAAUUAAGGGCAAUUUAAUCAAAGAUUAUAGGUUAUGAGAUGAAAGCUUGAGAAAAUUCAGAAUUUAAAGUUGGAUUUGAGUUCACACAUUGGGGUGGUCCUUGUACUCUUUCAGGAACAUCAAUUUCUCCACAAAUUCGAGGGUGCCGGUAUUGAUUAAAAUUAUUAUUGCCAAUCCGGGCUAGCUUUCUGUGGAGCUGACAUAUUUUUAGGAGGUAUGUAUAUAAUAAUCUAACUUGUGUGCAAAAUGAACUCUCCCUCUGGAAGCCAUCUAUUUUUUCUAUCUUUGAUUUUUAUAGGUUGUGAUUUUUUAUAUUUAUAUUCGUAUUCCCUAUUCCAGUAUUAAAUACAAUAUAAUGGGAAGAUGAUCUUUUCAGUGAGUUACAGCUAUGUAUUUGUGUAUAUUUUUUAUGUAUAUGAUGUUAUUGUUUUUUUUCCUCUUGUUACUCCGAGUGUUUCGAGCUAUUGAUAUAUUUAUUAGGAAUUGGUGAUGUAUGUAUUUAAAUCGUUAGGACCAAAUAGAUUUCCACAUUUCAUAUUUAUUGUAUAAAGAGUUUCAGAGUUGCAAAUGUUUCAUUAUAAUGAGGUUAACAUAUUGGUACAAUAAAUUUAUAAAACUGAAA
Leptinotarsa decemlineata (Colorado potato beetle) is the source of this 9527-nucleotide messenger RNA. RefSeq lists its product as uncharacterized. The record is from RefSeq and is a predicted model, not a curated record. NCBI's taxonomy places the organism in Eukaryota, Metazoa, Arthropoda, Insecta, Coleoptera, Chrysomelidae. Gene Ontology annotation, molecular function: microtubule binding. Gene Ontology annotation, cellular component: cytoplasm; nucleus.